AUGUGGGAAGGGAUUCGCUCGAGACACCAGCGAUUUCACACUAGGGAGAAGCCGUUCACCUGCACAGACUGUGAAAAGGGAUUCACUCGGUCAUCCACCCUACUGGCACACCAGUCAGUUCACACUGGGGAGUGGUGGUUCACCUGUUCAGACUGUGGGAAGGGAUUCAGUCGGUCAUCUGAUCUACUGAGACACCAGCGAGUUCACACGGGCGAGAGGCCAUUCACCUGCUGUGAAUGUGGGAAGGGAUUUGCUCGGUCAUAUCAUCUACAGAUACACCAGCGAUUUCACACUGGGGAGAGAUCGUUCACCUGCUCAGUCUGUGGGAAGGGAUUCAGUCAGUCAUCUGAUCUACUGAGACACCAGCGAGUUCACACUGGGGAGAGGCCAUUCAUCUGUUGUGAAUGUGGGAAGGGAUUCACUCGGUCAUCUCAUCUACAGAUACACCAGCAAUUUCACAGUGGGGAGAGACCGUUCAGCUGCUCAGUCUGUGGGAAAGGAUUCACUCAAUCAUCUGACCUUCAUAGACACUGGGGAUUUCACACUGGGGAGAAGCCGUUCACCUGCUCAGACUGUGGAAAGGGAUUCACUCGGUCAUCCACCCUACUGGCACACCAGUCAGUUCACACUGGGGAGUGGCGUUUCACCUGCUCAGAAUGUGGGAAAGGAUUCACUCAGUCAUCCGAACUCCUGGCACACCAGCGAGUUCACACUGGGGAGAAGCCGUUCACCUGUCCAGACUGUGGGAAAGGAUUCACUCAGUCAUCUCACCUGCAGAGACACCAGCGAGUUCACACUGGGGAGAAGCCGUUCACCUGCUCAGAAUGUGGGAAGGGCUUCACUCAGUCAUCUAAACUACUGGCACACCAGUCAGUUCACACUGGGGAGAUGCCAUUCACCUGCUCAGAUUGUGGGAAGACAUUCACUCAGUCAUCCAACCUACAGAGUCACCAACGAGUUCACACUUGA
Messenger RNA from Mobula hypostoma (lesser devil ray), 969 nucleotides. Its product is annotated as gastrula zinc finger protein XlCGF8.2DB-like. The transcript is spliced from 2 exons. Bases 1 to 969 code for a protein of 322 amino acids. Gene Ontology annotation, molecular function: RNA polymerase II cis-regulatory region sequence-specific DNA binding; DNA-binding transcription factor activity, RNA polymerase II-specific. Gene Ontology annotation, biological process: regulation of DNA-templated transcription. Lineage: Eukaryota; Metazoa; Chordata; Chondrichthyes; Myliobatiformes; Myliobatidae. The record is from RefSeq and is a predicted model, not a curated record.